GCAUGCAGAUGCACACACAUGAAAGAAAUCUGAAUGACAACGGUGAAUCAUGUAAAGGGAAUGCAUGCAGCUGCACACAUAUGAAAGAAAUCUGAAUGACAAUGGUGAAUCAUGUAAAGGGGAAUGCAUGCAGCUGCACACACAUGAAAGAAAUCUGAUUGACAAAGGUGAAUCAUUUAACGGGGAAUGCAAGCCCAUGCAGCUGCAUACACAUGAAAGAAAUCUGAAUGACAACGGUGAAUCAUGUAAAAGGGAAUGCAUGCAGCUGCACACACAUGAAAGAAAUCUGAAUGACAAUGGUGAAUCAUGUAAAGGGGAAUGCAUGCAGAUGCACACAUAUGAAAGAAAUCUGAAUGACAAUGGUGAAUCAUUUAACGGGGAAUGCAAGCGCAUGCAGCUGCACACACAUGAAAGAAAUCUGAAUGACAAUGGUGAAUCAUUUAACGGGGAAUGCAAGCGCAUGCAGCUGCACACACAUGAAAGAAAUCUGAAUGACAACGGUGAAUCAUGUAAAAGGGAAUGCAUGCAGAUGCACACACAUGAAAGAAAUCUGAUUGACAACGGUGAAUCAUUUAACGGGGAAUGCAUGCAGCUGCACACACAUGAAAGAAAUCUGAAUGACAACGGUGAAUCAUGUAAAGGGGAAUGCAUGCAGCUGCACACACAUGAAAGAAAUCUGAAUGACAACGGUGAUUCAUGUAAAGGGGAAUGCAUGCAGCUGCACACACAUGAAAGAAAUCUGAAUGACAACGGUGAAUCAUUUAACGGGGAAUGCAAGCGCAUGCAGCUGCACACACAUGAAAGAAAUCUGAAUGACAAUGGUGAAUCAUUUAACGGGGAAUGCAAGCGCAUGCAGCUGCACACACAUGAAAGAAAUCUGAAUGACAACGGUGAAUCAUGUAAAAGGGAAUGCAUGCAGAUGCACACACAUGAAAGAAAUCUGAUUGACAAAGGUGUAUCAUUUAACGGGGAAUGCAUGCAGCUGCAUACACAUGAAAGAAAUCUGAAUGACAACGGUGAAUCAUGUAAAAGGGAAUGCAUGCAGCUGCACACGCAUACCGCCAGUGAUUCUGAAUUUAGCAAAUGUAUUUACAUUAUUUAUAAAGAACGCGGUAAUUAUGAAGUUGUGAUCUGUAACCGCACUUGCUGUUUCGUCAGUGGACCUGUUAGAUACAUCACUUCACAAUAUUGGAGCGUCAUUAAUCAUACCUACAUAUGUAUUAAUGUGUUAAGGCUAAUCGAAGAGUUGAAUGUAGAGGUGGAUUUAACACAUGCGAACUAAGCUGGUAUUGAGAAAAUUAAAUUCAGGUAUAACUAUGGAAAAGCAUAAACGCCAAGU
Messenger RNA from Haliotis rubra (blacklip abalone), 1339 nucleotides. RefSeq lists its product as uncharacterized. The record is from RefSeq and is a predicted model, not a curated record. The transcript is spliced from 2 exons. Lineage: Eukaryota; Metazoa; Mollusca; Gastropoda; Lepetellida; Haliotidae. Bases 65 to 1282 code for a protein of 405 amino acids.